This is a messenger RNA of Prorocentrum cordatum, 989 nucleotides long. The record is from the annotation of a GenBank genome assembly. NCBI's taxonomy places the organism in Eukaryota, Dinophyceae, Prorocentrales, Prorocentraceae.
GAGGCCCGGAGCAGACGUUCGGGGCCAUCCAGGCCUCGUACGAGGCGGCGCUCGACCUCGACGCCGCGGGCCGGUCGAGCGAGGCGGUCGUCGUGUACCGCGUCGCGGCGGAAAGGCUGCGCGCGGCCGCCUCGGAUGCGCAGAUCUGCGAGCGGACACCUGGCACGAUGAGCGCGCUGGCGAACGAGAUCGAGGCCCGGGCCUUCUAUUUGGAGAGCCUGGACGGCAUGCCAGCGCAGGUCCGCCUCGAGGAGCACCUCCUUUCCAUGCGCGCCACGGCCGCGCACCCCGCUUCCGCGGGCGCCGCGCCGCCGCGGGAGCCUACGGCCGCGUCGGAGAGCCCGCUGUCCGUGCUGGGCAGGUCACUGGGCCAGGCCCUGGGCUGCGAGGAGGCCGGGCCAUCCGCCGAUGUCGCUGGGGCGUUCGGCGACCUGUGGCAGCAGGCGGGCAGAGCGUGCUCCAGCCUGGUGGCGCAGGCGUCGGACGCGCUGCGCACGGCGGAGGCGCGGUGGGCGGCGCCGCCGCCGGGCGGGCCCGCCGUCGAGAUGCCGGGCGCCGCGCCGCCUGCGGCCGAGCUGGACGCCACGCAGACGGCGGCGGCGGCCGUGGUGGGCGGAGUGGCCGGGCUCCUUGUCCUGGGCCCCCUAGCGGGCCUCGGGCUCGCUGCCGGCGCGGCGCUUGCCUCCACGCGCGGGGACGACGUCGGCAGCGCGGCCCGCGAGGUUGGCGCCGCUGGCAUCAGAGCUGCGGAGCGGUGCAGGGACCUUGCCGAGGAGCACGGCGUCAGCGAGGCGGUCGAGAGCGCCGCCGCGCAGGUCCGCGACCGCGCGCUGGCCGUGGACCAGCAGUACGGCGUCCGCCGGCGCGCCUUCGACUGCGCGGCCAGCUGCCUGGAGCGGACGCAGGCGGCCACCGCCGCGGCGCAGGCGCUCGCGGCGGACGGCGGCGGCGCGGCGGGGCGCUCGCCCGCCUUCAUCGGGUCGCGCUGA